AUGCCCCUCCCAACGCGCAAAAUCGGCACGGACGACGUCACAGCCAUCGGAUUCGGGCUCAUGGGGUUAUCUGGAUUCUACGGGGCAGUAGAUACCGACGAGGAGCGGUUCAAGCUCCUUGACGCGGCGGUGGAGAUGGGAUGCACGAACUGGGACACAGCCGCGAUGUACAACGACAGCGAAGAGCUCCUCGGGAAAUGGUUCAAACGCACAGGCAAACGCUCCCAAAUCUUCCUCGCCACCAAAUUCGGGAUCACACCGCAAGGUCCAAAUGGCAAACCUGAAUACCGUAUGGAUCAGACGGUGCCGAUUGAGGUCACAGUCAAAGCCAUGGCCGAACUCGUAAAAGAAGGCAAAGUGCGCUACCUCGGCCUCUCCGAAUGCUCCGCCUCCACCCUGCGGCGCGCACACGCCGUGCACCCCAUCGCCGCCGUGCAAAUCGAGUACUCCCCCUUCUUCCUCGACAUCGAGGAGGAGCACGUUGGGUUGCUCAAAGCGUGCAGAGAGCUGGGUGUCGCGGUUGUUGCGUAUUCGCCCCUGGGAAGGGGGUUGUUGACGGGGACUAUUAAAUCAAAUGCGGAUUUCGGAGACGACGAUUGGAGAAAGGCGAUCCCAAAAUACAGCGACACCAACAUGCCCAACAUCCUCAAACUCGUCGAGGGCCUCGAAACUUUCGGGAAAAAAUACAGCGCAACUCCAAGUCAAAUCGCACUUGCGUGGUUGCUGGCUCAAGGGGACGAUAUCAUUCCUAUUCCCGGUACGAAGAAGAUCAAGUACCUCAAAGAAAACAUCGAAUCCCUGAACAUAACCCUCUCACCCGAAGACAUCGCCUCCAUCAGAACAUUAGCAACCACAAUAAACCCAACAAUUAUCGGCGGACGCUCAAGGAUGAUGAACCUCUUGUUCGCCGAUACACCUGCAUUGUAA
Molecule: messenger RNA, 927 nt
Organism: Psilocybe cubensis
Lineage: Eukaryota; Fungi; Basidiomycota; Agaricomycetes; Agaricales; Agrocybaceae
Exons: 9
Coding region: 1-927 (308 amino acids)
Cellular component (GO): cytoplasm
Source: RefSeq, a predicted model, not a curated record